AAAUCCUUCACUUCCAGGUUUUGUUCAAAAGAUGUGCCUGUACAUGUCCUGGUUAAUAAUGCUGGCCUGCUUGAAGCUAAUCGUGUCAUCACACCAGAAGGAUAUGAGCUGAGUUUUGCUACAAAUGUUCUUGGAACUUACACCUUGACUGAGUUGAUGUUACCACUCCUCGAGAAGGCUGCACCUGAUGCUCGUGUUAUCACAGUUUCCUCUGGUGGAAUGUACAAAUCUCCAUUGACUACUGAUUUACAGUUUAGUGGUGACACAUUUGAUGGGGUGGUACAGUAUGGUCGGAACAAGAGAGUUCAGAUUGCACUGACCGAAAAAUGGGCUGAAAAGUACAAGGAUAAAGGUGUUGGUUUCUACUCUAUGCAUCCAGGGUGGGCCGAGACGCCUGGAGUAGCCAAGAGUUUGCCAGAUUUUUCUAAAUUGUAUGAAGGUAAACUUAGAAGUAGUGAGGAAGGUGCAGAUACAGUUAUCUCGUUGGCACUACAACCAAAAGAGAAGUUGGUUCCUGGGGCAUUUUACUUUGACAGAGCUGAAGCACCAAAACAUCUGCCAUUAACAGGCACCAAGAACUCUCAUUCUGCCAUAGACUCCAUAGUUGAGAAACUUGGGUCUUUUGCUGGCUUAUAAGGAGGAUAUAGGAAAUAUUACUUGGAUGGAUACCUUUUACUUAAUAAAUAAUUACUUUUUAUUUAUUAUUAGUUAUAGCAAUAUUUGGCGAUACUUUGAUAAAUCUGCAACAUGUAUCAAAAGUGAAUUAUGUGUACAAUGUAUAAGUAUUAUAGUUGUUUUAAAAUAUAUUAGGGCUUGUUUGGUAACACAUUAUACUAAAAAUGUGUGAUAAAUGUAUUAUCCAUCGAUAAAACUUAUAUUAUAUGUAUUUUAUAAAUUACUAUCUGUAA
This is a messenger RNA of Solanum lycopersicum (tomato), 908 nucleotides long. The record is from RefSeq and is a predicted model, not a curated record. Lineage: Eukaryota; Viridiplantae; Streptophyta; Magnoliopsida; Solanales; Solanaceae.